Molecule: messenger RNA, 2198 nt
Organism: Camponotus floridanus (Florida carpenter ant)
Lineage: Eukaryota; Metazoa; Arthropoda; Insecta; Hymenoptera; Formicidae
Product: probable maltase
Exons: 11
Coding region: 235-2133 (632 amino acids)
Biological process (GO): carbohydrate metabolic process
Source: RefSeq, a predicted model, not a curated record
UAUCUAUUGUGUAGACUGUGGAAGUUUUCGCGCACCAUUUUUUCGUCGUUCACGACGAGACGAUGUCGGACGUAUUGAAAAACAUUUAAAUAUUGAUAAAUAUAUUUGUAAAAUAUUAAAAUUGAUUGUGAUCAAGCAGGAGUAUAAUUAAUCAGCAAACAAUCAUCGAGGAAAGCUCAGGUUUAAUGAGAAUCGUCUCGUCCCAGAUUGAGGCUUUAUCAAAUUUAAUACGCCAUGUUAACGCUUAUACGCUACGUCGCAUUGAUAAGCGCUUUAGGACUUUUGAUAAGCGACGUGGAUAGCAAGGAGCUUGCGGAUAGAAAAUGGUGGGAAACUACGUUGGUUUAUCAGAUUUGGCCUAGAGGAUUUCAGGACAGCGAUGGCGAUGGCGAGGGCGACCUGAAAGGUAUUAUUAAUCGACUCGAUUAUCUCAACAAUCUCGGAAUCGAGACAAUUUGGUUAAAUCCUAUUUACCCGUCGCCAUUGAUCGAUUCAGGAUAUGAUGUCUCUAAUUAUACGGACAUACAUCCUCUUUUCGGGGAUUUAAAUGUUUUCGAUAAUUUCAUACAAGAAGCACACAAUCGAGGAUUAAGAGUCAUUCUAGAUAUCAUUCCAAAUCAUUCCAGCGAUCAACACGAAUGGUUUCAAAUGUCGGCACAAAAUAUUGAGCCGUACACUGACUAUUAUAUUUGGACUGAUGGCAGAAUUGAUAAAAAUGGCACAAAUAUUCCACCGAAUAACUGGAUAAGCGCAUACGACGAUAGUGAAGGAUCUGCAUGGACAUGGCAUAAGGAAAGACAACAAUGGUACUAUCAUAAGUUUCAUGAUUCUCAACCGGAUCUUAAUUUAAGAAACGAGAAAGUGAUCGAAGAAUUGAUGGACAUAUUUGACUUUUGGUUAAAAAGAGAGGUUGAUGGUUUUGUAAUUAACGCGGUACCGUAUUUUUUCGAGGACGAAGCCUUAAAAAAUGAAUCCAAAAAAGGCAUUUAUACCUUUGGUCUUUCCGAGAGCACUGCUCUUCUUUAUACAUUUCGUAAAUACAUCGAUGAUUGGGUAUCGAUCCAUAAUAAAACAUCAAAGUUGUUAAUCGCGGAAUCAUAUGAUAUUACUGACGAUAAUUUAAUAGCAUAUUAUGGAAAUAGCACGCACAAAGGAAUUCUACCUUUCAAUUUUAAAUUUAUUACACAAAUUCGUAAUAGCAGUAGUGCUAGUGAUAUCAAACGUAUCUCGGAUGAAUGGAUCGAACUUCUUCCAGAAAAUUCUAAUACCAAUUGGGUGCUUUCAAAUCAUGAUAAUUCGAGAGUAGCCUCGAGAAUCGGUUUCAAUCGAGUUGACGGCCUUCAUAUGCUUAGUUUGCUUUUACCUGGACAAGCAUAUACAUAUUAUGGCGAAGAAAUAGCCAUGUUGGAUACGAAGAUAAGUUGGGACGAAACCAUCGAUCCCAUGGGAUGUGCCAGAGGCAUAAACAACUAUGAACAUUUCUCGAGGGAUCCAGCGAGAACUCCCAUGCAAUGGAAUUCUGAAAUUUCAGCUGGUUUCUCAAAAAAUAUAACUACGUAUCUCCCUGUUUAUGAUUAUAUCAACAAUGUGGAAAUGCAACAAAAUAAAAGCCAGAGUAAUUUAAAGACGUAUAAAGAACUGGCUAUUCUGAGAAAGAAACCAGUUUUUAGAAAUGGAGCUUAUGAGCUUAAAAGUUUGAACAAUGAUCACGUGUUGCUGUUAAAAAGAUUCUUGGAAAAUUAUCCAGAAGAGCUAUACAUUAUUGUAAUUAAUUUGGGUUUGCGGCGAGAGAAGAUUAAUCUGACCUCUGUAUAUCCUAAUUUAGAUGAAACUUUAGAGAUUGUUGUAGCUUCUAGCAAUGCAAUUCGCAACACAAAUGGUGUUCCACGGGAUAAUUUUGUAUUAACGGCAAACGCCGCAUUUGUUUUAAGAGGUCAAAAAGAAAAUGAACAGACUUCGACUGAAUCCAGCACAACGGCAAGAAACGAUACAUCUUCCAUAACCGAGACAACCAAUUCUACUGAAAGCACGACGCAAAAUGGAACAGAAUCUGAUAAUGCAGCGUCAAAUUCUACACCUAUAUUUCAAAUAAUAAUAAGUGCCAUUAUAAUUGUAAUAGCACAAAUUUUAUAAUUAAUAUAAGCAAAAAAUAAAAAUGUAUAUAAUAAAAAUAGACUAAAUAUAUACAUACAAGACGC